Messenger RNA from Peronospora matthiolae, 114 nucleotides. NCBI's taxonomy places the organism in Eukaryota, Oomycota, Peronosporomycetes, Peronosporales, Peronosporaceae. The record is from the annotation of a GenBank genome assembly.
AUGAACAUGUUGGACGUAGAAGACGACAGCUUUCACGUCACACAUGAAGGCUACUCCCAUCUGAGUGACUCUGAGUGGGAGGUAGUGGGCCGCACGAGUGUGCGCAUGGUCUAA